UGCUUUAGUAAAUUUGCUCACUUUCGUAAUUUUCACUAUAUUGAUACGCAAUCGAUCCCCAGAACGAUCGAUGUAAACUAAACCAAUGCACAUACCUUAAUGGAAAUCGACUACGUAUUGUUUAGAUGAUGUUGGUUGAUGUGUUCAUUAACCGUGAAGAUUGACUUUUCCUUCGCUUUUCUUGUAUAAUAUUGUUUUACUUGGUUUUACCGAGUAUAUUCAAUUCACACGUUGUUGUUUGCAACUACAAUAAGUUAUGGGUAGACAUUGCUGUGUUUCAGGCUGUAAUACAGCAGUACAUUUACCUUCUCAUAUGUUUCCCAAAGAUGUAAACAUGAUGAAUAAAUGGAGAAAGGCCGUUUAUUCAAAGAACAUUAAAGACUUAAGUGAUGAAGAAUUGAGAAAGUAUGUUGUAUGUUAUAAACAUUUUGCAGAUAAUGAUUACGAAGCAAUAUACAAGCUACGAAGAUUAAAGCCUGGUGUUGUACCAUCAUUAUAUUUAAAUAAUGAUGAUGACAUUAAAGAGGCAAAUAACAGUAUCAACAACAGUGAAGUAAAUAAUAGUAACAAUGACAAUACAGCAAAUAAGGGUAACAACAAAAGUGAUACAAAUAAUGAUAACAAUAACAUCAAAGCAAAUGUAACUGUACGAAAAUUUGAAAUCAAAACAAUUAAUACAAAGUUAACUAACCCUAUUGAAGAAAUUGAAAUAAUAGAAAUAAUUGAAGAUGCACAGUCUUCAAAAGAAUCAAAAAGUGCUAAAGUUUUAGAAACAAUUAACAGUCUAAAAACUAAAGCAAGUAGCACUUUAACAGUUAGCAUUCCAGUAUCUACGAUUCCUGCAGCUAACACUUUAGUAACCAAAAUUCAAACAGCUAGCAGUCCAGUGUUUAAGACUGUUUUAGCUAAUACAUCAAUAAUUAGGACUUCAGCAGCUAGCAUUCCAGUAACUAAGAUUCCAGCAACAAAGAUUUCAGUAGCUAGUACUUCAGCAGCUAGUACUACAGCAAUUAAGGUUUCAAAAGCUAGUUCUUCAACAUCUAGCUUUCCAGUAACUCAGAUUACAAUCGCUAGCACUUCGGCAAGUAGGAGACCAAUAGCUAAUUCUACUACAGCUAGUACUCCAAUAACUUCAUUUCUAACAACUAGUGCUAGUACUCCAAUAACUAGCUCUUCAGUAAUGAGUAGUCCAAUAGUUAACACUUCAAUUAACGAAACUUGUUCACAAUUAAAAGAAAAAAAUUUAACGUGCAAUUUGUUGGACACACAUACUGCACUAGAAGAAAAACACUUUCACAAAUUUACACCAAAAAUGUGGAAGAUAUAUAAAUUGUCAUGUAUAUUAAGGAAGAAACAAGAAGCUGUUGUGAAAAGGCAGUUAUCAUUUCGUGAGCGUAUUAGACAAGCCAAGCAAUACAGCAAAAAUCCUGCAGUAGAAGAAUUAUUGUCUUCAUUAACACCUGUUCAGCGAACAUUUCUCGAAAUGCAAAUAAAAACAAAUUAUGCGCCUAAGGACAAACAUUUCACAUUAGAUGAAAAAAUUGCAGCUCUGUCUAUCAUGAAACAAUCCAGUAAAUGUUAUCAACAUCUAACACAAGUUUUCAAUUUGCCCGAUAUAAGCACAUUACGAUCUAUACUUCAAAAAGUCAACAUUCAUCCAGGACCAAUUAAUUUUAUAAAUCAACGUUUGAAAGAACAAGUGAGAUUUAUGAAAGAGAGAGAUAAAGUGUGUCUUUUAAUGUGGGACAAAAUGCUAUUGCAACCUCAUUUGGAUUAUGAUGCCACAAAGAAGCAUAUUCUUGGUUUUGAAGACUUUGGACGAAAGAGAAGUGCCCGAUUCGCCGAUCAUGUAUUGGUCUUUAUGGUGCGUGGGAUACAGAGUGGAUGGAAACUCCCAUUAGCAUAUUAUUUUUGUGAUGGUGCCACCAAAACUGAUCAACUCAUAAAAUGGAUUAAAGAUAUUGCCAAAAUUAUAAUUGGCAGUGGAUUAUAUUUAGUAGCUUUUACGUGCAAUGACGGAAAAAGAAAUCUUGCGGCUAUAAAUAAAAUGAAAUUGGAAUCGGCAAGACUCAAAGCUAAACGAGGGCAAUUAUAUUAUGGUUAUAUAACAAUAAAGAAUCGAGAUAUUAUACCAAUAUAUGAUCCACCACAUCUCAUCAGAAGUAUACGCGACAAUCUAGUAAACAACGAUCUUGAGUUUGAUUGUGCAGAGGAAGAAGAACGAAAAUUUGCAUCAUGGGCGAUCAUUGAACGAGCCUAUCUAAUGGACCUGAAUGACCAAGUAUACAGAUUAAUGCCGAAGAUUACUGCAGAACAUAUAACAAAAAAUAAACUAAAGAGGAAGAAAGUUAAAAACGCUGUGCAGGUUUUGAGUAGAACAAUGGGCGCCUUUAUACAUCAUCAUACUAAGUUGCGAGGACAUAUAGAUACGCUGUAUGGAACAUUUAAAAUGCCGGAGAAAGAAGGACAGGAUACGGCAGAAAUAAUACUUUUCUUUGAUGAAUUGUUUGAUUCUGUAAAUGGAUACGCAUUGAAAUCGGAAAAACCGUUGAACGCUGCUAUUUCGUACAACAGUCCACAUUUUCCAUUUUGGGAGAGAGCGAUAAAGAGAUUACAGAAAAUGCGAUUUGUUGACUUAAAAGAUAAACCAUUGAAGAAUUCAACAACUCUUAAGAAUUGGAUCAUCACUAUACGAGGAUUCCGCAAGUUAUGGAUGAUUAUGAAAACAUUUGAAUUCAAGUGCUUGAAACCACGAAUGUUAAAUCAGGAUUGCUUACGACAUUUCUUCGGUCAGAUACGAUCUUUUGGCGUGAAAAAUGUCAAUCCCACAUGCGCGGAAUUCGAGAAUUCCUUUAAAACGUUGCUGAUCAACAAUUUGACAUCACCUCGUCCUGUCGAAAAUAACGAGCAUAAGAUAGACGGAUCGUUGUUGUUUACAUUAAAAGGAUUUAUCGGUAAAACAAAAAGCAACUGCAACUUCAAAUUGAUAGAAAAUCUGCAGUUAUUAGAGUUGGAAAUAGAAACAAAUCCCUUGAAUGAAACAUCCGAUCACUUGAAUAUUUGCAAUUCCAUCGUGAUGAAAAUUUUAAAUAAUUCACGCAUUAAAGGGUGUAAUUUUUGCAAAAAUAUUCUCACAGAUACCAUAAAACGCAGCGAAAGAAUCGAAAUAACUCCCAGUCACAAACUAUUACACGAAUUUGAAAAGGCUGAUAAUAUACUGACGCAAGUAAUGAGCAACGUUUGUUAUUUACAUCAUACGGCAUUAAUGUUGGAAACCGAACUAUAUACGCAUAUAGAUUUACAAUGGUUAAAUUGUCAACAGCACAAGAUUCCACUCAAAGAACUAUUGAUAUCCUACAUGGUUGUUUUCUACAUAUAUAAGUGGUGUGUUGGUAUAAAUAACAUUUUAUUAGUGAAAGAUCAGAAUGAUUAGUAGCGAAAUACUAAGUAAAAACGUGCCUAAUAUAUGUUUAAUUGAUAGUUAAAUUUAAGUAAAAAUGCAUUUUAAUAAUAAAACUAUUUUU
Linepithema humile (Argentine ant) is the source of this 3524-nucleotide messenger RNA. RefSeq lists its product as uncharacterized. Lineage: Eukaryota; Metazoa; Arthropoda; Insecta; Hymenoptera; Formicidae. The record is from RefSeq and is a predicted model, not a curated record.